AUGGAGGCAGACUGGACUAUCAACGAGACGGGCGCUGUUAACGACAUACAUCUUUGCUAUGAAUCAGAUAAUGUCACAUACACAUUUACAAGCAACCCUUCGAUAAUAUGUGUUGUAUUAUACAUUUUCCUUGGUUCAUUGUCUGUUGUCACAAUAUGUGGAAACCUCCUCGUUAUAAUCUCUAUUGUUUACUUCAAACAGCUCCACACUCCCACUAACUACCUGAUCCUCUCUCUGGCCGUGGCCGACCUACUUGUAGGAGUUUUAGUUUUUCCCUUCAGCAUGGCGUUCACUGUGACCUCAUGUUGGUAUCAUGAAGGUUUGUUUUGCAAAGUACGAGGCAGCUUUGAUGUCACGCUGAGCACAGCUUCUAUUCUGAACUUGUGUUGUAUUUCUAUAGACAGAUACUACGCAGUUUGUCAGCCGCUCAGGUACAAAACUAAAAUAAACAAUCGCGUCAUCGCGAUCAUGAUCCUCGUGAGCUGGGGUAUCGCUGCCCUGAUUGGAAUUGGCCUCAUAAUUGCAGGUUUUAAUCAAGGAAAAUGUGAGGAAAGUUGUUUAAUUGAUGCUCUGAUAUCAACCACGCUGGCUUGUAUUUUCUCCUUUUACAUCCCGGUCAUUAUAAUGCUGUGUAUCUACCUGAAGAUUUUCCUUGUUGCACAGAGACAGGCUUACAGCAUCCAGCAGAGCACAGCGUGUCAGAGCACAAAGUCUGGAGCCGGCAUCAGUAAGAUGGAGAGGAAGGCCACUAAAACUCUGGCUACUGUUAUGGGAGUUUUUCUCUUAUGCUGGACUCCUUACUUUCUCUGUAUCAUCUUUCAGCCUUUAACAUACAGUGUGACACCGAUUGCUGUGAUCGAGGCUCUAAACUGGCUCACGUUGUCCAAUUCAAUGCUGAAUCCCUUUAUCUAUGCCUUCUUUUACACCUGGUUCAGAUCCGCUUUCAGAAUGAUCAUGUCAGGCAAAAUAUUUCAGGGUGAUUUUGCCAAUGCCCGACUCUUUUGA
Paralichthys olivaceus (Japanese flounder) is the source of this 1005-nucleotide messenger RNA. Its product is annotated as trace amine-associated receptor 1-like. Gene Ontology annotation, cellular component: plasma membrane; dendrite. Gene Ontology annotation, molecular function: G protein-coupled serotonin receptor activity; neurotransmitter receptor activity. Gene Ontology annotation, biological process: chemical synaptic transmission; G protein-coupled receptor signaling pathway, coupled to cyclic nucleotide second messenger. Lineage: Eukaryota; Metazoa; Chordata; Actinopteri; Pleuronectiformes; Paralichthyidae. The record is from RefSeq and is a predicted model, not a curated record.